Molecule: messenger RNA, 1895 nt
Organism: Sinocyclocheilus rhinocerous
Lineage: Eukaryota; Metazoa; Chordata; Actinopteri; Cypriniformes; Cyprinidae
Gene: alad
Product: aminolevulinate dehydratase
Exons: 12
Coding region: 166-1161 (331 amino acids)
Biological process (GO): heme biosynthetic process
Cellular component (GO): cytosol
Molecular function (GO): zinc ion binding; porphobilinogen synthase activity
Source: RefSeq, a predicted model, not a curated record
CCACCAAGCGCCUCCUGGAGGAAAUACUAGUUUCGUCGAAGACAGCUUGCAACAUUUUCCUCUGAAUGAAAUGCACGUGCGUUUGAGGUUCGAGGAGCAACACUUUAGUUAGCAAGAUCUGGGUCAUUUACGGUUUCCCAUUAGCGGUGACUAAGCACGAAGACAAUGACACAGCCGACAGACUCUGUUCUACACAGCGGUUACUUUCACCCCACUCUCCGAUACUGGCAGACCUGUGCUUCAGACCUUAGACCAGAUAACCUCAUUUAUCCUGUCUUCAUUACUGACAGUCCUGAUGCAGUGGAACCAAUUGCAAGUCUACCUGGUCAAGCAAGAUAUGGUGUUAAUAAGAUAGAGGGUGUACUUCGUCCCCUUGUGGAUAAAGGCCUGAAGUGUGUGCUGAUUUUUGGAGUUCCUGCAAAAGUUGCGAAGGAUGAGAGAGGCUCUGGGGCAGACACAGAUGACACACCUGCAGUGCUGGCUGUGAAGAAACUGAGGAGCACAUUCCCUGAUCUUGUGUUGGCCUGUGAUGUGUGCCUUUGCCCCUACACCUCUCAUGGCCACUGUGGAAUCCUGCGUGAAGAUGGCAGCUUGGAUAAUGCUGCAAGCUGUUUGAGGUUGGCUGAAGUAGCUCUGGCUUAUGCUCGAGCAGGCUGCCAUAUUAUCGCUCCUUCAGAUAUGAUGGAUGGACGAAUUGCAGCCAUUAAGCAAGCACUAAUCGCCAAUGAUUUUGGCAACAAGGUGUCAGUGCUGAGCUACAGUGCUAAAUUUGCCUCUUGCUACUAUGGGCCAUUCAGAGAUGCUGCUCAAUCUAAACCUGCUUUUGGAGACAGACGAUGUUAUCAGCUUCCCCCGGGUGCCCGAGGACUAGCACUGCGGGCCUGUGACCGGGAUGUGAAAGAAGGUGCUGACAUGCUGAUGGUGAAACCUGGAUUACCAUACCUUGAUAUUGUGAGAGAGGUUAAGAAUAAGCACCCUACUCAUCCGCUGGCAGUGUACAAUGUAUCAGGCGAGUUUGCCAUGUUGUGGCAUGGAGCUGAAGCUGGAGCUUUUGACCUGCGCACUGCAGUUAUGGAGGCUAUGACUGCCUUCCGUCGAGCAGGAGCUGACAUCAUUAUCACCUACUACACUCCACAAUUGCUCACAUGGUUAACAGAGUAAUUGAGUAAUUGGAUAAAAGCAAAUGUACUGUCUCACCCUCAGAGUGAAAAUGGAAUUAGAAAUAAAUCUAAGCAAAUAUUACUACAAAAAUCAACAACUUUUUUUAUUUGAUUUAUAUAUUUAGUUAUAAACAUAUUCAAUCAGCUUUAGUUUUUCUAGUUCUUAAAUUUUGGCAAGCUUUAGGCUUUUUUUUUUAUUUUUUUUUUUUUUACAGAUGUUAAAUUGGUCUUUUAUUUCCUAAAUUUGUUUGAGUACAUCACAGAUUUGUUGUCAUUUUAAUGUGCAUCUAUAACACUGAAAAUAGACCUUAGGUUUGUAAUUACAGCUGUUUAGUUUUCAAAUUAAUGUACUAAUAAUCACAUUAACAUUGUAUGUUCUGUUGGCAUCUCCAUUUUAAGCUUUACAUGUAGUGCAUCUGCAAAAUAUUUAUCUGUUUAUAACCAAAAAGAUGGGAAUAAUGCUAGAGCCAUGGUAAACAUUAUUUGUUUAUUAUAGGUUCAUGUGGGAACAUUGUUUGUAUGUCUCUUAUUGACCACUCAGCUUUGUAUUAUGCUUUUUGUACUGAACAGGUUUCAGAAAUGCCCGUCCCCUUCAUAGAGUUUACAGGCAAUUCAUCAUUGAUGUCAGUAUAUGAAAAAUAUUGGAAAUAUGGAUUUAUAUCAAGCGUAAGUGUUAGUUCUGGCAGGUCACGUUAGUCAAGCUCGCAUCAGCUGACUCUCAGCUGAUCACCAUCU